Messenger RNA from Cynara cardunculus var. scolymus (artichoke), 1451 nucleotides. RefSeq names its product transcription antitermination protein NusB. Lineage: Eukaryota; Viridiplantae; Streptophyta; Magnoliopsida; Asterales; Asteraceae. Gene Ontology annotation, biological process: DNA-templated transcription termination; regulation of DNA-templated transcription. The record is from RefSeq and is a predicted model, not a curated record. Gene Ontology annotation, cellular component: chloroplast. The transcript has 7 exons. The coding region runs from base 120 to 1082 and encodes 320 amino acids. Gene Ontology annotation, molecular function: RNA binding.
GCCACAAAAACCCUAUAAAAAAAAAUUCAAAAACCCCUGUUUCUUAUCCAUUACCUGUUCUUCUUCAUCCUCUGUAACCGCCCUUCAAGAACCUCCAACGGGAGUCACAGGAUACUUCAAUGGACACAAGCUCUGUUCUAAUGUCUACACCAUCAUCAUGCUCAUAUAUGUCUUUUUCAUCAUGUUCUAAACCUAAAUUUACUCCCAAUUCAUCUCAUUCUUCCUCUUUUAUUUGUUAUCCAUUUUGGAAAUGCCUGCGGUGGAAUUUCCUCCCGCCAACGACUACCGUGAUCUUCUCUGUACCUAAAUCAUCACUCUUUCGCACCUCGGCGCUUGCGGUUGGGGAAAUCUUGGAGAAGUCUACGUUGGAGGACUCUGUUUCGUCGUUGCCUAAAGAGCCUAUGCCGAAAAUCGAUAAAAGUGGGAGGUUUUGUAGUCCUAGAGCCGCCAGAGAGCUUGCACUGUCAAUCAUAUAUGCUGCUUGUCUAGAAGGAUCCGACCCCGUACGGCUGUUUGACAGGCGAAUCAAUGCCAGAAGAGAAAUAGGGUAUGAGUUCGAUAAAGAGGCAUUGAUGGAAUACAAUCAUAUGAGCUUUGGAGGACCCCCUGUCAAAACCGAAACAACUGAAGAAGCUGAUGAGCUUCUGCGAGUAGAUGAGAAGGCCUCCGAAGUUGAGGCGGAAGUCCUUUCAGCCCCUCCAAAGUUGGUGUACAGUAAAUUAAUCUUGCGCUUCACAAGGAAAUUAUUGGUGGCGGUAGCAGAGAAGUGGGAUGGCCAUGUUUUGGUCAUCGAUAAAGUUGCUCCACAAAAUUGGAAGAAUGAACCAGCAGGCAGAAUCUUGGAGCUUUCUAUUCUUCACUUGGCAAUGUCUGAAAUUGACGUGCUAGGAACACGUUAUCAAAUUGUGAUUAAUGAGGCAGUAGAUCUUGCAAAACGGUUUUGUGAUGGAUCAGCACCCAGAAUAGUGAAUGGCUGCCUGAGGACAUUCAUUAAGGACCUCAAAGGAAAUAGCAAUAGUGUGGUACUGCCACCUGCACCUGAUCUUGAAACCGAAAAAGAAAUCACCUCAACCGACUCGUAAAUUUAUGUUUUCUGAAUAUGCGACCCCCACCUUCCUCUUCGGACUUGGUGAGUACGAGAAGAUAGAGACUCAAGAAGUAUGCUUCACUGAAUUCAUGCAAAGAUGCAGGAUUUUGUGCACUUGUUGGCAGGUGUUGCCUGGAAUACCAAGAGAACACCCCCUUUAUUGUGCAUCUAAGAGGGUGUGAUGGAUCUACUACUACAUUUGCAUGGUUAUUGAAGUUGACAUUUAUUUGACAACAUAAUCGUGUAUAAAUCAUGUAUUAUUAUUGUCUUUUUAGAAUUGAACAUUCCGUUGUUAAAAAAUAACUUGCAUUUGGCUUGUAUUAAGAUGUAUAAUUCAUGUUGUUGUAUACGGUUUUGUUUCUCU